Messenger RNA from Colletotrichum fioriniae, 3798 nucleotides. It is a transcript of the gene RRP12, whose product is annotated as pre-rRNA processing protein. NCBI's taxonomy places the organism in Eukaryota, Fungi, Ascomycota, Sordariomycetes, Glomerellales, Glomerellaceae. The record is from RefSeq and is a predicted model, not a curated record.
AUGUCGACUCCAACUCUUGCCGAGAAGCUGGACAAGAUCCGCUCCCCGGGUCUUCAAAGUCAAAAGAGGACUGCCGUAGUCCUCGAGGCGGUCGACACAACACUGAAGGAGCAAAACGCUCAGCCCACACCGACUGGCUACUUCGCCGCCCUUCUCGGCCUCCUCACCCAAGCUGUAGAGAGCGGCAAUAUCAGCUCCGACACGACGACCUCCGUGGUUUACCUCCUCGAUAUCGUCACCCCGUUUGCGCCUCAACCUAUCCUUCGCGCCAAGUUCACCCAGAUCCUCACCUCGCUCGCACCCGUUCUCCUGCAACAAGAUGCCGAAGCCCUCCUCCUCCGCUCGUCCAUCGGAUGCCUCGAGUCUCUUCUUCUCGCACAAGAUGCCGGUGCUUGGGAGCUGGGCGUGACCCAGAUCGGCCCCCGCAGAGCCGUCGCCGGUCUGCUCAACCUCGCUCUCGAGCAGCGCCCGAAAAUCCGCAAGAGGGCACAGGAAGCGCUUCGAAAAGUCCUGAAGAAUCCGCCCCCGAGCCCCUCACUCGACCAUCCGGCUGCGGACAUGUGCGCCCACACCGCUCUUGCUAACCUCGAGGAUAUUGCUGGAAAGGCCGCGGCGGCAAAGAAGCAGAAGGGAGCCGAGUCUGCCCACGAUCCCGCUCUGAUCCACGCUCUCCAGCUCAUCAAGACUAUUGCCUCUGCGAGUGGCGGCUGGCCCAGCAAGAAGAUCGAGUCUCUGUGCGACCUCCUCCUCGGAAUCUCAAGAUCCGGCAACGAGUACAUGACGAUGGCGACUUUUGAGAUUUUCGAAAUGAUUUUCGAGGGCAUGGCCGACGACGUCGCUUCGUCCAAGCUCCCACGACUGAUGGAGAUUAUUUCGGAGCUGCGCCCUGCUGCAAACGACACGCAACUUAUUCCGCCUUGGCUGGCAAUCCUCUCGAGAGGCUACGAUGUCUCUGCACAACUCGACUCUGAGGAUGUUUUCCAGAACCUGCCCGAGAUUUUCUCAAUGGUCGCCCAGUACCUCGAGUCCCCCGCACACAACAUCCGGAUUUCCGCUUCCGAGUGCUUGGUCUCAUUCAUGGCGAACUGUGUUCCGCAGUCGGUCAUUCUGGAGCCAUCAGUCUAUGACGAGAAGACUUUGGAAAAGAUUGCCAAGAUUGCCGAGUCUCUGCUCAGCCUCAAGUACCAACAAGCCUGGAUGGAGAGUUUCAACGUCUUUGGAGCCAUGUUCGACUCCUUGAGAUGGCGGGCAAACCCCAUGAUGCUCAACAUCACCAAGGCUGUCGGAGAACUCCGUGGCAGCGACUCUUUCCAAGGCAAGAAGGAGGCCGACGAAGUCAUUGGCAAGGCCAUCCGCGCCAUGGGCCCCGAGGCUGUCCUGUCCAUCCUGCCCCUGAACAUUGCGAAGCCCGCCAAGGGUCAACAGGGCCGCGCCUGGAUGUUCCCCAUCCUCCGUGACUACCUCAGCAACACCAACCUCGCGCACUUCCGUCAAGAGAUGGUCCCUCUCAGUGAGCUCAUGUUCCAGAAGGUGCUUGAUCACGGCAAGGCCGAGAAGACUUUGGAAGUCAAGAUCUUCGAGACCCUUGUACAGCAAAUUUGGGCCACCUUGCCCGGCUACUGCGAUCUCCCGCUUGAUGUUACCGAGGCGUUCGAUCAGUCAUUCGCCGAGCUCCUGGCAAACAUCCUGUACAAGCAGGUCGAGUUGCGUCUGGAGGUCUGCCGUGCGCUCAAGGUUCUCAUCGAAUCCAACCAGGCCAUUGCGACCAUUGAGGAUGAUGAUGAGGAAGAUCUCGUUCUUCAAAGCCGCAUCUCCAGGGCUACGGCGAAGAAGAACCUCGAGCACUUGGGCAGCUUUGCCGGAAACAUGCUCGCUGUUCUCUUCAACGUCUACACCCAGACCCUCCCUCAGUCAAGAGGACCUAUCCUCCUCACUAUCAAUGCUUUCCUCAGCGUCACCCCCAAGCAGGAGCUCAUCGAUACCUUCGACCGGGUCAGCAAGAUGCUCGCAGCGGAACUGCAGCAGACUGCCGACCAGGAGAAGCCCAAACAACAGCCCAAGCAGAACGCUAUGCCUUCAACUAGCAACACCCUGAUGGAUCUGAUCAUCUGCAUUGCGCUCUACCUGCCACGCGAAAGCUACACGGCUUUGUUCGAAAUUGCCAAUGUCAUUAUUUUCAGGGACAACGAACCUCAGUUGCAGAAGAAGGCUUACAAGCUGGUACCCCGCCUUACCGAGUCAGAAAUCGGCAAGCAGGCUCUCGCCGCACGCAAUGACGAGUUGCAGCAGAUGUUCCUGACGAGCGCCGAAAAGGUUUCCGCUCCCGCCCGCAGAGAACGCCUCGCCGCCCUCUCUGCGCUGCUUCCUUUCAUCCCCGAUACCUCCCUCUACUUCAUCCCCUCCAUCCUCAGUGAAGUCGUUAUUUGCUGCAAGGAGAACAACGAGCGCGCCAGAGAGGCUGCGUACGACCUCCUUGUGCAGAUCGGUCACCGCAUGGAGUCUGCCAACGACGCCCCUAUCGAUAAUAGCAAGAUUCCUCAUAUGCCCGCAGACGCACCUGCCGGUAAAGCCAACAUUGAGGAGUUCCUCACUAUGGUUAGCGCCGGUCUUGUCGGCAGCACCCCUCACAUGAUCUCAGCAUCCAUCACCGCCCUCAGCCGCGUACUGUACGAGUUCAGGAGGUCCGUCAGCACUCAGACCUUGGCCGACCUCGUGCAGACCAUGGACCUCUUCCUGACCUCCAACAACCGCGAGAUCGUCAAGAGCGUCCUGGGCUUCGUCAAGAUCUGCGUCGUCAGUCUCCCCUCGGAACUCGUCAUCCCCCGCCUGUCCUCCAUGGUCCCCAACCUCAUUAUUUGGAGCCACGAGCACAAGGGCCACUUCAAGAGCAAGGUCAGGCACAUCCUGGAGCGCAUGGUCCGCAAGUUCGGCUUCGACCUCGUCAACCAGAACUGCCCAGAGAGCGACAGGAAGCUCAUUGUCAACAUCCGCAAGACCAAGGACCGCGCCAAAAAGAAGAAGGACGCGGCCAAGGCCGCCGGCGAGGAGAGCGAUGAGGAGGACGGUCGCCAGGGACGCAAGUUUGACAACGAGCUCGACCAGGCUCUCUACAGUAGCGAGUCGGACGGCUCCAACGACGAGUCCGACGAUGACGACGAGGGCGGCGCCGCGGCCGCUGGCGCCAAGGGCAAGCGCGGCAACAGGAAGGGCGGUAACACGUACAUUGUCGAAGACGAGGACGAGCCGCUCGAUCUGCUCGACCGCAAUGCCCUCGCCAACAUCUCAUCCACCAAGCCCGUCAGGAUGCGCAAGCCGGGCCGGACCAAGGCCAAGACCGAUCUGGACGGCAAGCUGAUCCUCGGCAAGGAUGACGACGAGGCGAUGGAAGUCGAUGGCGUCGAGAACGACGGCUCGGGCGUCAACGCCUACGUCGCCGCGCUCAAGGGCAAGGACGCCGGCAAGAGAGGUCUCCGCGGUAAGCUCAAGUUCAGCAACAAGCGCGGCCAGGACGACGAGGAGAUGGAGGACAUGGACGAGGGUGACGCCGCUGCCGUCAAGGCUCAGGUCGACAAGAGCCGCGGCGGUGGUAGGCCGCCCUUCCGUGGCGGACGGGGUGGCCAGGACCGCGGUGGACGUGGAGGGCGUGGUGGACGCGGCGGUGGUGGUGAUCGUGGUGGUCGCGGUGGCAAGGGUGGUAUUGCUGCCGGCCGCAAGGGUCUCGGCGAGGAUAGGAGACGGUCAGGUGGUCCGUCGGGCGGAGGUGUCAACAAGGGCAGAGGCGGCCGUGGACGGAGAUGA